This is a messenger RNA of Candida tropicalis MYA-3404, 864 nucleotides long. Its product is annotated as nucleotidase. Lineage: Eukaryota; Fungi; Ascomycota; Pichiomycetes; Serinales; Debaryomycetaceae. The transcript has a single exon. Bases 1 to 864 code for a protein of 287 amino acids. Gene Ontology annotation, molecular function: nucleotidase activity. The record is from RefSeq and is a predicted model, not a curated record. Gene Ontology annotation, biological process: nucleotide catabolic process; pyrimidine nucleobase metabolic process.
AUGACAGUAUCUAGUGAAUCAGUAAGCUAUGUUAAUCCUGAAUUAACUGAAAUUGAAAAUGCUAAACCCGGAAGACACGUUAACUUACCAUUUGGUUAUGGACCUAUACCUGAAAAUCUUGCUAAUAAAAAGAUAUUUUUCUUUGAUAUAGAUAAUUGUUUAUAUCCACCAUCUAUGAAAAUCAAUGAUAUGAUGCAAGUUAAAAUUCAUGAUUAUUUUAAACAAAAUUUACAAUUAAAUGAUGAAGAAGCACAUAAUUUACAUAUGAAUUACUAUAAAACUUAUGGUUUAGCUAUUGAAGGACUUGUUAGAAAUCAUCAAGUUGAUGCGUUAGAUUAUAAUUCUAAAGUUGAUGAUGCUUUAGAUUUACAUGCUGUUUUAAGAUAUGAUAAAUCUUUAAGAGAUAUUUUAAUUACUAUUAAAGAAAGUCAUAAAUUUGAUUUAUUUUGGUUAAUAACAAAUGCUUAUAAAAAUCAUGCAUUAAGAGUUGUGUCAUUCUUAGGUAUUGGUGAUUUAUUUGAUGGUUUGACAUUUUGUGAUUAUUCAAAAUAUCCAAUUGUUUGUAAACCAAUGAAGGAAUAUUUUUAUAAUUGUUUUAAUUUAACAAGAAUUGAUUAUCAUGAUGAAAAUGUUAUGAAAAAUCAAUAUUUCAUAGAUGAUAGUGAAUUAAAUGUUAAAGCUGCUCAUAAUUUAGGUAUGGGUCAUGUUUAUCAAUAUGUUGAAUCUUCAAAAGAUGUUGAAAAACUUAAACUAAAACCAGAUUUCAAAGAGUACUAUAAUAUUCCUGAUGGUGAACAUGAUUCUUCAAAGAUUACUAUCGUUACAAAAUUUUCCGAUUUACCAAAGAUAUUAGGCUGUUCAUAG